GAGGCUCAAGCGAGCCCCUUUUGCUUUUGGACGGCGCACACAUACGGACGAAAAUAAAAUUACCUCUUGCCAUUUCACUUUCAUCUCUCGAAAAUGGCCUUUUCUACACUGGCAAAAAGCUUCCAGGUGUGCUCUCGUAGCCAUGCCAUUAUUUUCACACGUGCCAGCCGAAAGGCCUCCACAAAUGUUGGCUUCAUUGGUCUUGGAAACAUGGGCGGCUUCAUGGCGAAAAACCUGAUGAACAAGGGCCACAAACUCGUAGUUUAUGAUGUGUCAAAAGCGGCCACCGAAGCGUUGGCCAAGGCCGGAGCUACCGUUGCCAAAAAUCCGGCUGAUGUUGCUGCCCAGUCUGGCACCGUUGUCACCAUGCUGCCGAACAACGACAUCGUUACCAAUGUGUACACCGGAAAAGACGGAGUCUUUGAGGGUCUCCAAAGUGGCUCGAUUCUUCUGGAUUCUAGCACUGUCGAUCCCUCUGUCCCCACCGCUCUUGAAAAGAUUGCCAACUCCAAGGGCUCCUUCUUCCUCGACACACCUGUCUCUGGAGGUGUGAUCGCUGCCCAGUCCGGCGAGCUGACCUUCAUGGUCGGAGGCGACAAGCAGAUAUUCGAAAAGGCGCAGGACGUGCUGAGCGGCAUGGGCAAGAAGCUGGUCCACUGCGGAGGCAUCGGCAUGGGUCAGGCCGCCAAGAUCUGCAACAACAUGCUGCUGGGCAUCAGCAUGGCCGGCGUGGCUGAGGCGAUGAACCUUGGCAUCCGUCUCGGCCUUGACGGAAAGCAGCUCAUGGACAUCAUCAACAACAGCACUGGACGCUGCUGGUCGUCUGAAAUCUACAAUCCUGUUCCUGGAUUGAUGCCAAAUGUUCCCUCUGCUCGGGACUAUGAAGGUGGAUUCUACAGCGGCCUCAUUGCCAAGGAUCUUGGUUUGGCUCAGGGCUUGGCGACUCGCACAGGCUCACCGAUUCCGAUGGGCGCUCUUGCCUCUCAAAUCUACCGCCUCAUGUGCAAAGCUGGUCUGGAGGUGCGUGACUUCUCCAGCGUUUACAAGUUCAUCCAGGAUGGUCAAAAAAUCUAGAUCACAAGGUCCCAAAUUGUAUUUUCGGUGAAAGGAUUAGAUCUGUCAUCAGCCGGGAAGGGAUGAGAAUUUAAAUCAAAAAGCCUUAAAUAUUGUCUUCCAAGCAGCUCAAAUAGUGCCUUGCCUGCUUUUAAAUAAUGCCACGUUAUUUUUGUUACCCAGUGCCAUUUAAUUUUUUUGAUAAAUUUUCUGUCCAUAGUUUAAACACUCUUGAGCGUGAUAUUUUUCUGAAUAAAACAAAAGAUCGCUUAACUUAAA
This is a messenger RNA of Cloeon dipterum, 1332 nucleotides long. RefSeq names its product 3-hydroxyisobutyrate dehydrogenase, mitochondrial. The transcript has 6 exons. Gene Ontology annotation, molecular function: NAD binding; 3-hydroxyisobutyrate dehydrogenase activity; NADP binding. Gene Ontology annotation, cellular component: mitochondrion. Lineage: Eukaryota; Metazoa; Arthropoda; Insecta; Ephemeroptera; Baetidae. Bases 94 to 1074 code for a protein of 326 amino acids. Gene Ontology annotation, biological process: L-valine catabolic process. The record is from RefSeq and is a predicted model, not a curated record.